AGAUACAAAAGAAUCUGCGUGUGAGAAAAAUCAAUAAUAAAAGUUUUUCGUUCGCUGUAAGUGAAGAAAAUUUUAGCUAAAUUCGUGAAAAUUGCUUACAUUCGGAACCGUCGGAUAUCAGUGAAUUGAUUCAACGAUGGGUGAUAACGAACAGAAAGCAAUGCAGCUGAUUGCCGAGGCCGAGAAGAAGUUAAACUCUUCAAAGGGUUUUUUCGGAUCACUGUUCGGUGGCGGUUCCAACAAGGUCGAAGAAGCAGUGGAAUGUUAUCAGCGGGCGGCUAACAUGUUCAAGAUGGCUAAGAAAUGGCCCCAAGCGGGAUCGGCGUUUUGUGAAGCGGCCAGCCUGCACGCUAAGGCUGGCAGUCGUCACGAUGCGGCCACCAACUAUGUUGAUGCAUCCAACUGCUACAAGAAGUGCGACCCGAACGAGGCCGUCAGCUGUUUGUUGAAGUCGAUCGACAUCUACACCGACAUGGGUCGUUUUACGAUGGCUGCCAAGCAUCAUCAAAGCAUCGCCGAAAUGUACGAAAAUGAAGCCAACGAUUUGCAACGCGCCGUGCAGCACUACGAGCAAGCGGCCGACUACUUCAAGGGUGAGGAAUCGACCAGUUCGGCUAAUAAGUGUAUGCUAAAGGUUGCCCAAUAUGCGGCCCAGUUGGAGGACUACGAGAAGGCUAUUCAAAUCUACGAGCAGGUGGCCGGUUCCUGUCUGGACAGCUCGCUCCUCAAGUACAGUGCAAAGGAGUACUUUUUCCGAGCUUCGUUGUGUCAUCUAAGCGUCGAUCUGCUAAACGCGCAGCAUGCCCUUGAGAAGUACGCACAACAGUAUCCGGCCUUUCAGGACUCACGAGAGUACAAGUUGGUUAAGACACUGUGCGAACAUCUGGAAGAACAGAACGUCGAUGGUUUCACCGAAGCGGUCAAGGAAUACGACAGCAUUUCCCGGUUGGAUCAGUGGUACACCACCAUUUUGUUGAGAAUUAAAAAACAGGCCAACGAUAACCCCGAUCUGCGAUAAACAGCAACCGGGAUCAUGCCGAUCAUUCAACUCCAUAUAUCUAUCUCUAAAGGAAAAUAUAAAAUUUGUUUGAUUCGAGAUAUUCGUUAAGACAUACAGCAGCAAAAUAGCAGAGCUAGCAAAUAAUAAUCGAUGGAUGUGUGCGUGCUAAUAGACCAGCAACAGAGCGUAGAAUCGCAAUCUUUUUUAUUGAAUUCUAGUUUCCAAUAUUAUACAUAUGCAUAUAUACUACCAAUUACUUAGAUUAAGCGAAAUAUUAUCCCGAAGGAGCAAAACAUGUACUUUAUGGCGUAUAGGUUUUCGUUUUGUUACGACGGAUCUAUCAUUCCGUUUUAGUUGUUAAAUCAAGCCACUCAAGAUUGUUACAACUGAGGUACGUCAUUCGUCUUAACCGUCUUUCAAAAAAAAACUAUUUCGUCGGAAAAGUUAAAGGCGAAUUUUACAGACUAUAGUUGAGUUAGUUCGGCUAAAUUGCAAACCGUUUGUUCCUUUAAAAAAAUGGAUUUCUCACGAAAAUCGAAUAACUUAUGGCUCUCAAAAUGACGUACAUUAUUUUCAUGAUUAAUAUGUUUGUUGCUUAAUUAUUAAAUCUAUCAAAAUAUAAGAAAGUAGGGCGAAUCGUAAAAUUCAUUCAACUUGUCAAACGCUUUGAUAAUACCAACAACAUCAAUUGAAACACAAUGACGAUGUACAUUUUCAGUUCAACGCAGUUAAUCGAUUGGAGAAAAUAUGGCCGUAAAUUCAUCUAAGUCAAAAAUGUGUUUAAAAUCAUGCUUCAACGAUAUCAAUAUCGUGUUAAAUCGUCAAUCUUUCGUGAAGUAAAUAUGAAAAUUCCACUCUAAAUACACGCAUAUACACAUACAGAACAUACACACACAUCAAUGUAUUGAAAUAAAACUAAAGUCCGUAACUAACUGCUAUUCGUUGAAGUGAGAAUAGAACUUAAACAACCGAAAGAAAAUCAACCCACACUGGAAGAAAAACUAAUUAGAAAUUUAGAAAAAAAAACCCUUAUCACUAGCUGAGCGGUACAAGUCUUAGUAAUUUACUAUAGAAGCGUGAAUUCAGCAGAAAAAAGCGUAACUCUGAGCAGUAUCGUUAUUGAAGCAACGCCAGAGCCGAUUAUACCGACUAUAUUAAACUACUGAAAGCUAGCAAACUAAUAAUAUCGAGGUUGUUAGUCAAAUUUUGAAUCAUGUUGACAACAUUAUAGCGAUACAAGUGAACCAGCGUCAAGAGACCGGAAGGAGAACGCAACGAAGGCGGCGGUAUUUGUCGAUAUGAGCAAACAAGCUAGCAACCCGCUACUCAUUGGAGGAAGGGCUGGAAUGAUAUUUCAUUGCAAACGAGAAAAAGCGCGUAGCUGAUGAGUAAGUUAAAAAAAACUAAAACAAUUACAUGUUUCCGAAUUGCAAUAAAGACAACAAAAAUACUUAAAGAUCUAAAA
Molecule: messenger RNA, 2465 nt
Organism: Topomyia yanbarensis
Lineage: Eukaryota; Metazoa; Arthropoda; Insecta; Diptera; Culicidae
Gene: alphaSnap
Product: alpha-soluble NSF attachment protein
Exons: 5
Coding region: 137-1018 (293 amino acids)
Biological process (GO): intracellular protein transport; SNARE complex disassembly
Cellular component (GO): vacuolar membrane; SNARE complex
Molecular function (GO): syntaxin binding; soluble NSF attachment protein activity
Source: RefSeq, a predicted model, not a curated record